This is a messenger RNA of Castor canadensis (American beaver), 7963 nucleotides long. It is a transcript of the gene Nsd1, whose product is annotated as nuclear receptor binding SET domain protein 1. Gene Ontology annotation, cellular component: nucleus. Lineage: Eukaryota; Metazoa; Chordata; Mammalia; Rodentia; Castoridae. The record is from RefSeq and is a predicted model, not a curated record. Gene Ontology annotation, molecular function: protein binding; histone methyltransferase activity.
GAUUUCUGCUAGAUUUGAGAAUUUUUUGACUGCCAAAGGGAUUUUAAUUUUGAGUUGAGCCCAAGUGUCUACCAGCCUGCAGUGCAGGAAAAAAGGGUCGGGGCUGUUUUCCAUGUGGGAGGAUUUUGCCCAGCUCCGGGAAGAUGGAGUUUUCGGAGGCUCACUGAGCCAUUUUUCCAUCGUCAGCUGGGAGAACUUUUUCCGCCCUUGGAAGUGCAGCAGAAAAGCAAAGAGGCCACUAGGCCUUUGGGAAGUGGCUGCCAUUUUGAAGAGAAGAGUCAGAUGGUUUGUGAACUCAGAUUAAUUGCUGUGUUUUUGGAUUCCAGGUUGAUGCUGGCCCAGGAUGGAUCAGACCUGUGAACUAUCUAGAAGAAAUUGUCUGCUGCCCUUUUCCAAUCCAGUGAAUUUAGAUGCCCCUGAAGACAAGGACAGCCCUUUCGGAUGAUCCAGACUCCAGUACCAGUACAUUAGGAAACAUGCUAGAGUUACCUGGAACUUCAUCAUCAUCUACUUCACAGGAAUUGCCAUUUUGUCAACCCAAGAAAAAGUCUACACCACUGAAGUACGAAGUUGGAGAUCUCAUUUGGGCAAAAUUCAAGAGGCGCCCAUGGUGGCCUUGCAGGAUUUGUUCUGAUCCAUUGGUUAAUACCCACUCAAAAAUGAAAGUUGCCAAUCGGAGGCCCUAUCGUGAGUACUACGUGGAGGCUUUUGGAGACCCUUCUGAAAGAGCCUGGGUGGCUGGAAAAGCAAUCGUCAUGUUUGAAGGCAGGCAUCAAUUUGAAGAACUCCCUGUCCUUAGGAAAAGAGGGAAGCAGAAAGAAAAAGGAUAUAGGCAUAAGGUUCCUCAGAAAAUUUUGAGCAAAUGGGAAGCCAGUGUUGGUCUUGCUGAACAGUAUGAUGUUCCUAAAGGGUCAAGAACGAAAGUGGUGUCACACAGUUCACUUAAUGGAAGUGAAGAAGAUAUGCCAUUUGGUUUAUCAAACGAUCCAAAUCAGAAGCAUGAGUUGUUGCUUAAUGGUGCUUGAAGUCUCCUGGUUUGAUCUGAACAUUCUGCAGAUGAGAAAGAAAAGCCUUGUGCUAAGUCUCGAGCAGAAAAGAACCUGAUACUCCCAAAAAGGACUAGUUUGGAAAAAGGCUCAUGCAAUUUGAAGCACAUUAAUAAGGAAGAACGGAGAGGAAAGAUUACAGAGAACCUUGCUCUAAACUUCAUCUCUGGGGAUGUAUAUGAUAGAGCAAGGCUUCUAAAGAACUUUCCAGGAAUAGCAAACAGCCUCACCGGGUCUAGUAGUGCCCCAGGAAGUUUCCUUUUUUCUUCAUGUGGAAAAACCUCUGCAAAGAAAGAAUUUGAGACUUCAAAUUGUGAUUCUUUAUUGGGGUUGUCUGAGGGUGCCUUGCUCUCUAAACGUUCUGGGGAGAAAAAGAAAGUCCAGACUGGUCUGGUUUGCAGUUCAAAAGUGCAGCUCUGCUAUAUUGGUGCUGGUGAUGAGGAAAAGCGAAGUGAUUCCAUUAGUAUCUGUACCACUUCAGAUGAUGGAAGCAGUGAUCUGGAUCCCUUAGAACACAGCUCAGAGUCUGAUAAUAGUGUCCUUGAAAUUACAGAUGCUUUUGAUAGAACAGAGAAUAUGUUAUCCAUGCAGAAAAAUGAAAAAAUAAAGUAUUCUAGGUAUCCUACAAACACUAGGGUAAAAGAAAAACAGAAAUCCCUCAUUACUAAUUCACAUACAGACCACUUAGUGGAUUGUACUAAGACAGCAGAGCCAGGAACUGAGUCAUCUCAGGUUAAUCUCUCUGAUUUUAAAGUAUCUACUCUUGUCCACAAACCCCAGUCAGAAUUUAGAAAUGAUGGUCUCGCUCCAAAAUUCAACACACCGUCAAGCAUUUCCAGUGAGAACUCACUAGUGAAGGGUGGGGCUACAAAUCAAGCUCUAUUACAUUUGAAAACCAAACAGCCUAAGUUCCGAAAUAUAAAGUGCAAACAUAAAGAAAACCCAGUUGUGGUAGAAUCCCCAGUUACAAAUGAAGACCGUAGUUUGAAAUGUUGCUCUUUAGAUGCCAAAGGCUCUCCUUUGCCUAGCAUUUCUAAAAGUGGGAAAGUAGAUGGGCUAAAACUACUGAACAACAUGCAUGAGAAAACCAGGGACUCAAGUGACAUAGAAACAGCAGUGGUGAAGCAUGUUCUGUCAGAACUGAAGGAACUCUCUUACAGGUCCUUAAGUGAGGAUGUCAGCGACUCUGGAACAUCAAAGCCAUCAAAACCGUUACUUUUUUCUUCUGCUUCCAGUCAGAAUCACAUACCUAUUGAACCAGACUACAAAUUUAGUACAUUGCUAAUGAUGUUGAAAGAUAUGCAUGAUAGUAAGACCAAGGAGCAAAGGUUGAUGACUGCUCAAAACCUGGUUUCUUACCGCAGUCCUGCUCGUGGGGACUGUUCUACCAGUAGUCCUGUAGUAGCAUCUAAAGUUCUGGUUUCAGGAAAUUCCAUUCACAAUUCAGAAAAGAAUGGAGAUGACACUCAGGACUUAGUCCGGCCUAACCCUAGUGAAAGUGACUCUGCAUUAUCUGGGGUGUCUGCCUCCCUACCUGGCUUAGCUCCUGACAGAAGAGACCUUUCUGCUUGUGGCAAAAGUCGAUCAAACUGUGUUACUAGGCGCACCUGUGGCCGAACAAAGCCAUCAUCCAAAUUGCAGGAAGCAAUUUCAGCCGAGAUGGCAAAGAACACAGCAAACCGGAAAGCCUUAAAGACAGAGCGCAAAAGAAAAUUUCACCGGCUUCCAGCUGUGACUCUUGAGGCUACACUGCAGGGAGACAAAGAGAGUGGAGGUUCAGUGAAUGGCCCAUCAAAGGGUGGGGCAGAAACUUCUGGUAAGGAAGAACCUCUUCAAUUAAUGGGCCAUUUAACAAGUGAACAUGCUCAUUUAUCUGAUGUACAUUUUGAUGACAAGGUUGAACAGUCUGACCCUGAUAAAAUUCCUGAAAAAGGACCCCCUUCUGAGACUACAAAAGGCCCAGAGCUGGUCUCUGAAACAAACAGUGAGAAUGAUGAACCCAAUGGUGCAAAUCAAGUGGUGCCUAAAAAGCGGUGGCAGCGAUUAAACCAAAGGCGCACUAAACCUGGAAAGCGCACUAACAGAUUGAGGGAGAAAGAAAACUCUGAGGGUGCCUUUGAGGUCUUGCUUCCUGGUAAUCCUGUGCAGAAGGGGCGAGGUGAUUACACAGACCAUAGAACUCCUUCAACAAACAUACUAGAGGACUCGCUGACAGAGCCAAAUCAUGCCAGCCACUUGGAUUCAGUUGGGCCACGGUUAAAUGUUUGUGAUAAAUCCAAUACCAGCAUGGAAGACAAGGAAAAAGAGCCAGGGAUUCCCAGUUUGAUGCCACAGGCUGAGCUCCCCGAACCAGCUGUGCGGUCAGAGAAGAAACGCCUUAGGAAGCCAAGCAAGUGGCUUCUGGAGUAUACAGAAGAAUAUGAUCAGAUAUUUGCUCCUAAGAAAAAGCAAAAGAAGGUACAGGAACAGGUACACAAGGUAAGUUCCCGCUGUGAAGAGGAAAAUCUUCUAUCCCGAUGUCGAUCUAGUGCUCAAAACAAGCAGGUGGAUGAGAAUUCUUUGAUAUCAACCAAAGAAGAGCCUCCGGUUCUUGAAAGGGAGGCUCCAUUUUUGGAGGGGCCUUUGGCUCAUUCAGAACUUGGAGGUGGACAUGCUGAGUUGCCACAGCUGACCUUGUCUGUGCCUGUGGCUCCAGAAGUCUCCCUGCGUCCUGCCCUUGAGUCUGAGGAAUUGCUUGUUAAAACACCAGGAAAUUAUGAAAGUAAGCGUCAAAGAAAACCAACUAAGAAACUUCUUGAAUCUAAUGAUUUAGACCCAGGAUUUAUGCCUAAGAAGGGGGACAUUGGCCUUUCUAGAAAGUGCUAUGAAGCUGGUCACUUGGGAAAUGGCAUUACUGGCUCAUGUGCUGGAUCUCAUUUGAAAGAGUUUGGAGGCACUACGAAGAUAUUUGAUAAGCCAAGGAAGCGAAAACGGCAAAGGCAUGUUACAGCCAAAGUGCAUUGCAAAAGGGUGAAAAAUGAGGACUCCUCAAAAGAGACUCCAGAGGGAGAACUCAUGACUCACAGGACUGCUGCAAGCCCCAAGGAUACUAUUGAGGAUGGUAUGGAACACGACCCUGGGAUGUCUGCGUCCAAAAAACUGCAGGGUGAACGAGGUGGAGGAGCUGCACUCAAGGAGAAUGUUUGUCAGAACUGUGAGAAACUGGGUGAGCUGCUGUUAUGUGAGGCUCAGUGCUGUGGGGCUUUCCACCUGGAGUGCCUUGGCUUAACUGAGAUGCCAAGAGGAAAAUUUAUCUGCAAUGAAUGUCGCACAGGAAUCCAUACUUGUUUUGUAUGUAAGCAGAGUGGGGAAGAUGUGAAAAGGUGCCUUCUACCCUUGUGUGGAAAGUUUUACCAUGAAGAGUGUGUCCAGAAGUACCCACCAACUGUCAUGCAGAACAAGGGCUUCCGGUGCUCCCUCCAUAUCUGUAUAACCUGCCAUGCUGCUAAUCCAGCCAGCGUUUCUGCAUCCAAAGGUCGUCUGAUGCGCUGUGUCCGUUGCCCUGUGGCAUACCAUGCCAAUGACUUUUGUUUGGCUGCUGGUUCAAAAAUCCUUGCAUCUAAUAGUAUCAUCUGCCCUAAUCACUUUACCCCUAGGCGGGGUUGCCGAAAUCAUGAGCAUGUUAAUGUCAGCUGGUGUUUCGUGUGCUCCGAAGGAGGCAGCCUUCUGUGUUGUGAUUCUUGUCCUGCUGCGUUCCAUCGUGAAUGCCUAAACAUUGAUAUCCCUGAAGGAAAUUGGUAUUGCAAUGACUGUAAGGCAGGCAAAAAGCCACACUACAGGGAGAUUGUCUGGGUAAAGGUUGGACGAUACAGGUGGUGGCCAGCUGAGAUCUGCCAUCCUCGAGCUGUUCCUUCCAACAUUGAUAAAAUGAGACAUGAUGUUGGCGAGUUCCCUGUCCUCUUCUUUGGAUCUAAUGAUUAUCUGUGGACUCAUCAGGCCCGAGUGUUCCCUUACAUGGAAGGGGAUGUGAGCAGCAAGGAUAAAAUGGGCAAAGGAGUGGAUGGGACAUAUAAAAAAGCUCUUCAGGAAGCUGCAGCAAGGUUUGAAGAAUUAAAGGCCCAAAAGGAGCUAAGGCAGCUGCAGGAAGAUCGUAAGAAUGACAAGAAGCCACCCCCUUAUAAACAUAUAAAGGUGAACCGUCCUAUUGGGAGGGUACAGAUUUUUACUGCAGACUUGUCAGAAAUUCCCCGAUGCAAUUGUAAAGCUACUGAUGAGAACCCCUGCGGAAUAGACUCCGAGUGCAUCAACCGUAUGCUGCUCUAUGAGUGCCACCCUACAGUGUGUCCUGCUGGAGGACGCUGUCAGAACCAGUGCUUCAGCAAGCGCCAGUAUCCAGAGGUUGAAAUUUUCCGCACUUUACAGAGAGGCUGGGGUCUACGGACAAAAACAGAUAUUAAAAAGGGUGAAUUUGUGAAUGAGUAUGUGGGUGAGCUGAUAGACGAAGAGGAGUGCAGAGCUCGAAUCCGUUAUGCCCAAGAACAUGAUAUCACUAAUUUCUAUAUGCUCACUCUAGAUAAAGAUCGAAUCAUUGAUGCUGGUCCCAAAGGAAACUUUGCUCGGUUCAUGAAUCAUUGCUGCCAGCCCAAUUGUGAAACACAGAAGUGGUCUGUUAAUGGAGAUACUCGUGUUGGCCUUUUUGCCUUGAGUGACAUUAAAGCAGGCACUGAACUUACCUUCAAUUAUAACCUAGAAUGUCUUGGGAAUGGAAAGACUGUUUGCAAGUGUGGAGCACCAAACUGCAGUGGCUUCUUGGGUGUGAGGCCAAAGAAUCAACCCAUUGCCACAGAAGAAAAGUCAAAGAAAUUCAAGAAGAAACAACAGGGGAAACGCAGGAGCCAGGGCGAAAUCACAAAGGAACGAGAAGACGAAUGUUUCAGCUGUGGGGAUGCUGGUCAGCUCGUCUCCUGCAAGAAACCAGGCUGCCCUAAAGUUUACCAUGCAGACUGUCUCAAUCUGACCAAGCGACCAGCAGGGAAGUGGGAGUGUCCUUGGCAUCAGUGUGAUGUCUGUGGGAAGGAAGCAGCCUCCUUCUGUGAGAUGUGCCCAAGUUCCUUUUGUAAACAACACCGGGAAGGGAUGCUCUUCAUUUCCAAGCUUGAUGGGCGGCUGUCUUGUACUGAGCAUGACCCCUGUGGGCCCAACCCUCUGGAACCUGGGGAGAUUCGUGAGUAUGUACCUCCCCCAGUGCCACUGCCUGCAAGCCCCAAUACUCACCUGGCAGAGCAGUCAUCAGGAACAGCUGCUCAGGGGCCCAAGAUGUCAGAUAAGUCACCUGCUGAUGCCAACCAGACGCUGCCACUUUCCAAAAAAGCUCUGUCAGGGACUUGUCAGAGGUCAUUGCUACCAGAGAGACCUCUGGAGCGAACUGGCUCUAGCUCUCAGCUUUUAGAUAGAGUCAGAGACCUUGCUGUGUCAGGGACCAAAUCUCAAACUAGCCAGAGGCCACUGGACAGGCCACCUGCAGUGGAAGGACCAAGACCUCAGCUAUCUGAUAAAACCUCUCCAGUGACUAGCCCAAGCUCCUCACCCUCAGUCAGGUCCCCACCACUGGAAAGACCUCUGGGCACGACUGACCCAAGGCUGGAUAAAUCCAUAGGUGCUGCCAGCUCAAGGCCUCCAUCACUGGAGAAAACUCAAACCCCAACUGGCCUGAGACUUCCACCACCAGAUAGACUGCUAGUCACCAGCAGUCCCAAACCUCAGACUUCUGACAGACUCCAAGACAAAUCCCAUGCUUCUUUGUCCCAGAGACUUCCACCUCCUGAGAAAGUACUAUCAGCUGUGGUCCAGACCCUGGUAGCUAAGGAAAAAGCGCUGAGGCCUGUGGACCAGAAUACUCAGUCAAAAAGCAGAGCUGCUUUGGUGAUGGAUCUCAUAGACUUAACUCCUCGCCAGAAGGAGCGGACCACUUCUCCUCAUGAGGUUAUACCACAGUCUGAUGAGAAGAUGCCAGUCCUGGAAUCCAGCUCAUGGUCUGCUGGCAAAGGUCUGGGGCACCUGCCACGAGCUGUGGAGAAAGGCAGUGUGUCAGAUCCUCUUCUCCAGCCACCUGGGAAAGCAGCAGCCCCUUCAGAGCACCCUUGGCAAGCUGUUAAAUCACUCACCCAUGCCAGACUUCUUUCUCAGCCUCCUGCCAAGGCUUUUUUAUAUGAGCCAGCAACUCCGGCCUCAGGAAGAGCUCUUGCAGGGGCUGAGCAGACGCCUGGGCCUCCCAGCCAAGCACCAGGCCUGGUGAAGCAGGUGAAGCAGAUGGCCAGAGGCCAGCAACUAUCUGGACUUACCGCCAAGAGUGGGCAGUCCUUCCGGUCUCUUGGCAAGGCCCCAGCCCACCUCCCCACUGAAGAGAAGAAGCUGGUAACCACAGAACAGAGUCCCUGGGGCCUGGGAAAAGCUUCAACGGGGGCAGGGCUCUGGCCCAUAGUGGCUGGACAGACUCUGGCACAAUCUUGCUGGUCUGCUGGGGGUACACAGACAUUGGCACAGACUUGUUGGUCUCUUGGAAGAGGGCAAGACCCCAAACCAGAGCAAAAUACAGUUCAAGCUCUUAACCAGGCUCCUUCCAGUCACAAGUGUGCAGAAUCAGAGCAGAAAUAAUACUAGUAAAUGUUACAUGACCAGACAAGCCGCCCCCAGGGUACCAUUUGGGGAAGGGAAUCUUUCUUUCUUUUUCCCCUUUGAAAAACAGAUCUACCCCAACACCUUUCCACUGUUACUCUUUCCUUAUACUCUUAACACUCAGAAUUCUUGUGACAUUAGCCAGUGUGGGCUUGUGGUUGUAUGGAAAUCCAGUGGGUUCCAGUCAAGGAGACAGACAGACUUGAGUCUCUUUGCCCCAACUUUUACACAUGGUCAAUUUAAAAUAAAAAGUCCACUCUGGA